AUGAGAUUAAAAACUGUCCAGUUCCAUGACUUGAAUGACAAUGGCCUUCAUUUUUGUCCCCCCCCUCCCCCAAACCUGCAAGGUGCCCAGGUCAGGCUGGUCAAUGGGAAUGGGUCCUGCUCUGGGAGAGUGGAGAUCUAUCACAACAGCCAGUGGGGAACAGUGUGUGAUGACAACUGGGAUAUGAAUGAUGCUAAGGUGGUCUGUAAACAGCUGGGCUGUGGGAGUGCUAAGUUCCCAGGGUCUGCCUACUUUGGUCAGGGCACUGGGCAGAUCUGGAUGGAUGAUAUUGAAUGCUCUGGUAGUGAAAGCACACUCAGACAGUGCUCACACACUACAACACAUAACUGCAAUCAUGGUGAAGAUGCUGGAGUUGUCUGUUCAGGUGCCCAGGUCAGGCUGGUCAAUGGGAAUGGUCGCUGCUCUGGGAGAGUGGAGAUCUAUCACAACAGCCAGUGGGGAACAGUGUGUGAUGACAACUGGGAUAUGAAUGAUGCUAAGGUGGUCUGUAAACAGCUGGGCUGGGGUGCUAUGAGUUCCCCAGGGUCUGCCUACUUUGGUCAGGGCACUGGGCAGAUCUGGAUGGAUGAUAUUGAAUGCUCUGGUAGUGAAAGCACACUCAGACAGUGCUCACACACUACAACACAUAACUGCAAUCAUGGUGAAGAUGCUGGUGUUGUCUGCCUCUCAGUUGUCUUGUUACAGCCCAACAUCUCUCUCAAUGCUCCAAAUGGAGGGAUAUUCUGGGGACUUCAGGGGCCAGAGGUGACCAGGGGCCACAGCUUCUCCAUCACCUGCUCCAUUCAGCCACAGUAUCCUGGAGGCCUCUUCUAUCUGGACUUCUCUGGGUCCAACAGGACUGAAACUGAGCCAGCAGUCAACCACUCUGCCUCCUUUCACUUUCCUGUUGCAGACUAUACAGACCAGGGGAACUACAGUUGUGUUUAUGAAGUUAAUGUCUCCACCCUGUCAUUCCAUUCUACCAAGACAGAGUUGCUGACAGUCGGCAUUCGAGGUGCCCAGGUCAGGCUGGUCAAUGGGAAUGGGUCCUGCUCUGGGAGAGUGGAGAUCUAUCACAACAGCCAGUGGGGAACAGUGUGUGAUGACAACUGGGAUAUGAAUGAUGCUAAGGUGGUCUGUAAACAGCUGGGCUGUGGGAGUGCUAUGAGUUCCCCAGGGUCUGCCUACUUUGGUCAGGGCACUGGGCAGAUCUGGAUGGAUGAUAUUGAAUGCUCUGGUAGUGAAAGCACACUCAGACAGUGCUCACACACUACAACACAUAACUGCAAUCAUGGUGAAGAUGCUGGAGUUGUCUGUUCAGGUGCCCAGGUCAGGCUGGUCAAUGGGAAUGGUCGCUGCUCUGGGAGAGUGGAGAUCUAUCACAACAGCCAGUGGGGAACAGUGUGUGAUGACAACUGGGAUAUGAAUGAUGCUAAGGUGGUCUGUAAACAGCUGGGCUGUGGGAGUGCUAUGAGUUCCCCAGGGUCUGCCUACUUUGGUCAGGGCACUGGGCAGAUCUGGAUGGAUGAUAUUGAAUGCUCUGGUAGUGAAAGCACACUCAGACAGUGCUCACACACUACAACACAUAACUGCAAUCAUGGUGAAGAUGCUGGUGUUGUCUGCCUCUCAGUUGUCUUGUUACAGCCCAACAUCUCUCUCAAUGCUCCAAAUGGAGGGAUAUUCUGGGGACUUCAGGGGCCAGAGGUGACCAGGGGCCACAACUUCUCCAUCACCUGCUCCAUUCAGCCACAGUAUCCUGGAGGCCUCUUCUAUCUGGACUUCUCUGGGUCCAACAGGACUGAAACUGAGCCAGCAGUCAACCACUCUGCCUCCUUUCACUUUCCUGUUGCAGACUAUACAGACCAGGGGAACUACAGUUGUGUUUAUGAAGUUAAUGUCUCCACCCUGUCAUUCCAUUCUACCAAGACAGAGUUGCUGACAGUCGGCAUUCGAG
This is a messenger RNA of Oncorhynchus tshawytscha (Chinook salmon), 1954 nucleotides long. Its product is annotated as deleted in malignant brain tumors 1 protein-like. The record is from RefSeq and is a predicted model, not a curated record. Gene Ontology annotation, cellular component: membrane. NCBI's taxonomy places the organism in Eukaryota, Metazoa, Chordata, Actinopteri, Salmoniformes, Salmonidae.